Molecule: messenger RNA, 2151 nt
Organism: Penaeus chinensis
Lineage: Eukaryota; Metazoa; Arthropoda; Malacostraca; Decapoda; Penaeidae
Gene: Srp72
Product: signal recognition particle subunit SRP72-like
Biological process (GO): SRP-dependent cotranslational protein targeting to membrane
Cellular component (GO): signal recognition particle, endoplasmic reticulum targeting
Molecular function (GO): protein binding; 7S RNA binding; ribosome binding
Source: RefSeq, a predicted model, not a curated record
AAGUUCCAGCUGGCCGUGACGUCACGAUGGCGACCACGAAGGAAAGUCGGAUGUCGUCAUAUUUUUCAGAACUUAAGAAGUUCAUCGACAACGGAAACAAUGUAAAAGUCGUUAAAUGUGCUAAUAAAAUUUUGUCGGAGGCACCAGAAGACCUGAAAGCAUGGCAGUGCAAAGUUGUAGCCCUCAUCCAGAUGGACCAGUUUUCAGAGGUGUUGAGCAUCGUCAGCAAAUCGAAAAUUGUUGAGGAUCUUGCCUUUGAAAAGGCUUACUGCGAGUAUCGGCUGAAUAAAGUCAUGGAGGCCUAUAAAACCAUCAGCAAAGCCAAGGAAGUUUCUCCACGUAUCCAGGAGUUGCAUGCUCAAGUCCUGUACCGCCUUGAGAGGUAUGAAGAAUGCUAUGAUAUCUACAGAGAAAUGAUCCGCACGAAUAGCGAUGACUUUGAUCAAGAACGCUUAACAAACAUGGCUGCAGUAGCUGUGAAUCGGUACAUAGAAGGAAGUAGUAAAGACCCUGCUGUCAACAUUGAUGACUCCUCAUAUGAGGUGUUAUAUAAUGGAGCCUGUCACCUGUUAGCUACUGGCAACUAUGAUGAAGCACUGAAAAGAUUGAAGGAAGCAGAGGGCCUCUGCCGUACCUAUCUUAUUCAGGAGGAUGGUGCCACAGAAGAGGAAGUGGCUGAUGAGGUUGCCAUUAUAAGGGUACAGCAGGGCCACUGUCUUCAGCUUAUGGGCCAAGAACAGGAAGCAUUAGCCAUCUACAACAGUGUCCUUAAGAGUAAACCAGAAGAUCCAGCUCUUCUAGCAAUCAUCAACAAUAACCUUGUCACUAUCAAUCGUGGAGGAAAUGUUUUUGAUUCUCGAAAGAAGAUGAAAACUGCCCUAGCACCAGGCCUAGAGCAUAAACUGACUAGUUAUCAGCGGGCUAGUAUUGCCUUCAAUCACUGUUUACUUGCAUUUAGCACAAACCAGGAUGAACUUUGUCGCACAGAGGUUGCAAAGUUGGCCAAUGACUACCCAAAAUUCAGACAGAAAGCUUCCAUAAUCCAGUCAGCCUUGCUAGGAAGAGAGGGUAAGCUGGAAGCUGCAAGUGCCACAUUACAGAAGUGUGCCCAGGAGGAUCAGAACGAAGCACUCGGAAUUAAUCUCAUGGCCAUUCAAAUACUUCUUGCAGGUGGUGAUAAGAGAGGUGCAUGUAAGAUAUUGAAGUCCCUAGAUGAGAAAAAUAGAUAUCGGCAGGGCAUUGUGUCAGCAUUAGUGUCCCUUUACCUAUCCUUGGAGGACCGAGAUGGUGCAUCAACAAUCUUGCGAGAGGCUGUUGAUUGGCACAAGAAGAAUAAGACUUCAGGAGUACAUUUAUCUGAGUUAUGGCGACAUGCAGCCGACUUCCAUCUCCGUGGUGGAGAUGCUCCAACUGCAGCGGCCUCUCUGCAAGAGUUGCAAAAACUCAAACCCAAAGAUGUCAUGACUUUAGCUCAGCUAAUUACAGCCUAUGCUCAGUAUGAUGUAGAAGCAGCACAGAAACUAUCUAAACAACUCCCACCUGCCAGCAGCGUAGUACAUAAUGUAGAUGGUGAUGUUUUGGAGGCAUCACUAGGCCACCGCUACAUGAAGAAACUCCAACAGGGCAAAGGAGACCUCUCUCCUGCAUCACCAUCUUCACCCACAGCGAAAGUCACACCUGGGGCAGAGCUCAAGAAGAAGACCAAGAAGAAGAAGAAGAGGAAGAUAAGGCUUCCUAAGAACUAUAACCCAGAUGUGCCUCCUGAUCCUGAGCGCUGGUUGCCCAGGUGGCAGCGCAAGACCUUCCGCAAGAAAAGAGAUCGCAGGGGGAAGGAUGUUAUGAAAGGAACUCAGGGUGUGUCCAGUGAUGCAGCCGAUAAAUAUGACAUCACAAAGACAGCUGGGACCUCUAAGCCAUCACAGGCAGCUAGUCCCAAGCCAGAAAAUGUUGGACUACGCCGUAACUUCCAGAAGAAGAAAGGAGGAGGGAAAAAGAAGAAGGGAGGAUGGUAAACACAGAAUAUUCUCAGGGAUCCCAUUACUGCAGACAAACAAGUUUCCUUUUAUAAAACUGGAGACCAUGAUGGUUAAAUCUGUAUAAGUGAUAUGUUCACUAAAUAUUAAAUUAGACCCCAAAGUUCAUUUUCUUGAA